Enhydra lutris kenyoni (northern sea otter) is the source of this 1647-nucleotide messenger RNA. Its product is annotated as NOVA alternative splicing regulator 2. The coding region runs from base 7 to 1485 and encodes 492 amino acids. The transcript is spliced from 4 exons. Gene Ontology annotation, biological process: mRNA splicing, via spliceosome; regulation of alternative mRNA splicing, via spliceosome. Gene Ontology annotation, molecular function: mRNA binding. Gene Ontology annotation, cellular component: cytoplasm; nucleus. The record is from RefSeq and is a predicted model, not a curated record. Lineage: Eukaryota; Metazoa; Chordata; Mammalia; Carnivora; Mustelidae.
CCCCCCAUGGAGCCCGAGGCCCCGGAUUCCCGCAAGAGGCCCCUCGAAACGCCCCCCGAGGUGGUCUGCACCAAGCGCAGCAACACGGGAGAGGAAGGCGAAUAUUUCCUGAAGGUGCUGAUCCCCAGCUACGCGGCAGGCUCCAUCAUUGGCAAGGGCGGGCAGACCAUCGUGCAGCUGCAGAAGGAGACAGGAGCCACCAUCAAGCUCUCUAAGUCCAAAGACUUCUAUCCGGGAACCACAGAACGAGUAUGCCUGGUACAGGGCACAGCAGAGGCCUUGAAUGCUGUGCACAGCUUUAUUGCUGAGAAGGUCCGAGAAAUCCCACAAGCAAUGACCAAGCCUGAGGUGGUCAACAUCCUUCAACCCCAAACCACGAUGAACCCCGACAGAGCCAAGCAGGCCAAGCUGAUCGUCCCCAACAGCACCGCGGGCCUGAUCAUCGGCAAAGGGGGCGCCACCGUGAAAGCCGUGAUGGAACAGUCGGGUGCCUGGGUGCAGCUGUCCCAGAAGCCGGAGGGCAUCAACCUUCAGGAGCGCGUGGUGACCGUCAGCGGCGAGCCGGAGCAGGUGCACAAGGCCGUGAGCGCCAUCGUGCAGAAGGUACAGGAAGACCCCCAGAGCAGCAGCUGCCUCAACAUCAGCUACGCCAACGUGGCUGGCCCCGUGGCCAACUCCAACCCCACCGGCUCACCGUACGCCAGCCCCGCCGACGUGCUGCCCGCCGCCGCCGCCGCCUCGGCCGCUGCCGCCUCGGGCCUGCUGGGCCCCGCGGGGCUGGCGGGCGUGGGCGCCUUUCCGGCCGCCCUGCCUGCCUUCUCAGGCACCGACCUGCUGGCCAUCAGCACGGCGCUUAACACGCUGGCCAGUUACGGCUACAACACCAACUCCCUCGGCCUGGGCCUCAACUCGGCCGCGGCCUCCGGGGUCCUGGCCGCCGUGGCCGCCGGUGCCAACCCCGCCGCCGCCGCUGCAGCCAACCUCCUGGCGUCCUACGCGGGGGAGGCCGGGGCGGGGCCCGCCGGAGGGGCCGCCCCGCCUCCGCCCCCGCCCCCCGGAGCCCUGGGGUCCUUCGCCUUGGCCGCAGCCGCCAACGGCUACCUCGGGGCGGGAGCGGGCGGCGGGGCGGGCGGCGGGGGUGGCCCGCUGGUGGCCGCCGCAGCUGCAGCCGGGGCCGCCGGGGGCUUCCUGACGGCGGAGAAGUUGGCAGCCGAGAGUGCCAAGGAGCUGGUGGAGAUUGCGGUGCCUGAGAACCUGGUGGGGGCCAUCCUGGGCAAAGGGGGCAAGACGUUGGUGGAGUACCAGGAGCUGACAGGCGCGCGCAUCCAGAUCUCCAAGAAGGGAGAGUUCCUGCCUGGCACGCGGAACCGGCGGGUCACCAUCACGGGCAGCCCUGCGGCCACACAAGCCGCUCAAUACCUCAUCAGCCAGCGGGUCACCUACGAGCAGGGAGUGAGGGCCUCAAACCCCCAGAAAGUGGGAUGAGGCCUGUGGUGUGUGCUCCCACCCUCCUCCCGGCCCCUUCUCCUCCUCUUCCUUCUCCUCCCCUCCCCCACCCCACCCCUAACUCCUGACCUCAGCUCGGGUGUAGUCCUGCUCCUCGUGACGGGGCUGGGGUAGGCCUGACUGCGCCCCCCCCCUCUGGUA